Messenger RNA from Penicillium cataractarum, 1107 nucleotides. RefSeq lists its product as uncharacterized. Bases 1 to 1107 code for a protein of 368 amino acids. The transcript is spliced from 4 exons. The record is from RefSeq and is a predicted model, not a curated record. NCBI's taxonomy places the organism in Eukaryota, Fungi, Ascomycota, Eurotiomycetes, Eurotiales, Aspergillaceae.
AUGGCAUCAAUUCAGUAUCUACCAUCUGAUGAUAUCGCUUGGCGCAUAUAUGUUGGUACAAUCACUACCAUUGUACCUGCCACUAUCGUAGUGAUCCUACGAUACAUCGCUCGAUACGUUGCUAAAGCUGGUUUUUGGUGGGAUGACUACAUUAUUGUAGCAGCGCUGAUAAUCAACUGGGCUCUAGCAGCGACAAGAUGGGCCCAGAUCGCAGAUUAUGGCUUGGGUCAACAUUAUGCACAUGUAACCGAUCAAACCGAAGCACUGGGCAAGAGUUUCCUAGCUACGCAAAUGUUAUACUUCACGAAUGCCGUUCUCACCAAAGCCUCCUUGCUCCUUCUAUACCAUCGAAUCUUUGGAGUCGUGAAAGGAUUCCGCUGGGUUCUCUGGGCAUCUGGGGCCUUGGUGAUCGGUUAUUACGUUGCCUGUGUGAUCGUUUUAAUGGCCGGCUGUAGGCCAAUGUCUAAAAUUUGGGAUCCCAGUAUUCCAGGAACAUGUAUUGACUUGAUCGCCUUCUUCCGAUGGAACGGUGUUGCCAAUAUGCUUCUCGAUGUUUUGAUUCUGUGCCUUCCAUACCCGAUGGCGUGGCGAUUGCAGACGACUUUACGACAAAAGUGGAUUCUUACUGGCAUAUUUCUACUCGGUGGAUUUGUCUGUGUUGUUUCCAUUCUUCGUAUUACAAGCUUCGAUUUCAACACUCUGGACAAUCCCACCGAUGUCAGUGUUGUACCAUCGACCUGGUCCUCCGUCGAGCAAUCAGUUGGAAUCAUCUGCGCAUGUCUUCCAACUCUCCGACCUCUUCUCAGAUGGUUGACUGGAAGCUCUGCCAGCAGUAUCCGCAAAAGGGACAGCUCUUCAUCCGAGUUUCCUCAACGAAGCCCACUAUCCGGUCAGCCAUCACAGACGGAUGAGGAGAAUCCUCUCGAGUCUUUGACAUCUCCCACGUCUCCUACUCCUCUCGUGUCCCAGGUGAACCUGGAACAAAAUCGUAGGUCAUCGUCUCCAGAGAUGGGUGCUAUUGAAGACCAGGACCGUAGCUCGUGGGCCCUUGAGGAAUCUUAUGGAGACCCUGAAAGGCAUAUUCCACGACCUGAGUCCUUUGCAUAG